Molecule: messenger RNA, 1818 nt
Organism: Vigna angularis (adzuki bean)
Lineage: Eukaryota; Viridiplantae; Streptophyta; Magnoliopsida; Fabales; Fabaceae
Product: pollen receptor-like kinase 3
Exons: 2
Coding region: 1-1818 (605 amino acids)
Biological process (GO): protein phosphorylation
Molecular function (GO): ATP binding; protein binding; protein kinase activity
Source: RefSeq, a predicted model, not a curated record
AUGGCCGCUGUUCGCCUAUUCUUCUUCCUCCUCCUCCUCUCCCUCCUCCCUCUCUCCCAUCCUCUCUCGGAUAACCAAGCUCUCCUCAACCUAAAAAAGUCCUUCUCCGACCCCCAAUCCCUCUCCUCCUGGGUCCCCGACCAGAACCCUUGCUCCUCCCGUUGGGUCGGCGUCAUCUGCGUCAACAACGUCAUCAACAGCCUCCAUCUCACCGACCUCUCCCUCUCCGGCACCAUAGACAUCGAAGCCCUCUCCCAGAUCCCCUCUCUCCGCUCCAUCAGCUUCGUCAACAACAACUUCUCCGGCCCCAUUCCUCCCUUCAACAAACUCGGAGUCCUCAAAGCCAUCUACUUGACCAACAACAAGUUCUCCGGCCCCAUCCCCUCCGAUUUCUUCUCCCAGUUAGCCUCCUUGAAGAAAAUAUGGCUUUCCAACAACAAAUUCUCCGGCCCCGUCCCCCAAUCCUUAACCACCCUCCGCUUCCUCUCCGAGCUCCAUCUCGAGAACAACGAGUUCUCCGGCCCCGUCCCCGAACUCAAACAGGACAUCAAAUCACUCGACUUCUCCAACAACAAGCUCCGAGGCCCAAUCCCCUCCUCCAUGUCGCGCUUCGACGCCAAAUCUUUCUCCGGCAACAUUGAACUCUGCGGGAUGCCGCUGGAUAAACCGUGUGAGUCCGCGGCCAGUGAAGGCCCCGGUUGGGGAUUAAAGGUGGUUAUUAUCAUCUUCAUUGCCGCUGUUCUCGCCGGCGUUUUCGUCAUGGCGCGAUCCAAGCGUCAACGCGACGAUGACUUCAGCGUGAUGAGCAGGGAUAACGCGGAAGAGGUGGUGCAGGUGCACGUGCCAAGCACCAACCACAGCAGGGGAACCUCCGAUGGGAGCAAGAAGGAGUCGACGACGUCGAAGAAAGGGGCGGGGCGGAGUAUUGGUGACCUCGUGAUGGUGAACGACGAGAGGGGCACGUUUGGGUUGCCUGAUCUGAUGAAGGCUGCGGCGGAGGUUCUCGGAAACGGUGGGCUGGGUUCGGCGUACAAAGCCGCCAUGGCCAGUGGGUUGUCUGUGGUGGUAAAGCGGAUGCGGGAGAUGAAUAAAGUGAGCAGAGACAUCUUCGACGCCGAGAUGAGACGUUUUGGAAGAAUCAGAAACCCUAACAUCAUCACGCCUCUCGCUUACCAUUACCGAAAGGAGGAGAAGCUGUUCGUCACAGAGUACAUGCCCAAAGGAAGCUUGUUAUACGUCUUGCACGGUGACAGAGGAUCGAGUCAUUCGGACCUGAACUGGCCAAUCCGUUUGAAAAUCGUGAAGGGAAUAGCACGAGGGUUAGGGUUUCUGUAUAAAGAAUUUUCUAGCGAAGACCUGCCACAUGGAAACCUGAAAUCAAGCAAUGUUCUGCUAACUGAUAAUUACGAAGCUCUCCUCGGAGAUUUCGCCUUUCAUCCUCUCAUGAACCACAACUACGCCGUACAGACAAUGUUUGCAUACAAAACUCCAGAUUACGUAACAUACCAGCGUGUGACACAGAAAACCGACGUCUACUGCCUCGGAAUCAUCGUUCUUGAGGUGAUCACCGGGAAAUUCCCUUCUCAGUAUCACAGCAAUGGCAAGGGUGGCACUGACGUGGUGCAAUGGGUGCUAACUGCAAUCUCAGACAGAAGAGAGGCGGAAUUGAUCGAUCCAGAGUUGAAGAGCAGUCACUCUAACUCCCUGAAUCAAAUGCUGCAACUUCUCCAAAUAGGGGCUGCUUGCACGGAGAGCAACCCCGACCAACGACUUAACAUGAAAGAAGCCAUUAGGAGGAUAGAGGAGGUUCAGGUUUAA